This is a messenger RNA of Diplodia corticola, 870 nucleotides long. RefSeq names its product carbonic anhydrase. Gene Ontology annotation, molecular function: carbonate dehydratase activity; zinc ion binding. NCBI's taxonomy places the organism in Eukaryota, Fungi, Ascomycota, Dothideomycetes, Botryosphaeriales, Botryosphaeriaceae. The coding region runs from base 1 to 870 and encodes 289 amino acids. The transcript has 2 exons. The record is from RefSeq and is a predicted model, not a curated record.
AUGCUUGUCCAUUUCACCCCACUGGUAGCUCUGCUGCCCACCAUUCUCGCCUGCGCCGAUCACUCAUACUCCGCACGCAGUAUCGUCCAGAAGCGAAUGAAGGAUUCGGACAUUCUAGAGAGCCAAUGGAGUACCCGGAACAUAAGCUCCAGGGACUGGGCCUACGAGGCUUCCUACGACUGGGGCCGUGUCAACCCAGACUACGAGCUCUGCCAAACCGGCACCCAGCAAUCCCCCAUCAACCUGAGAACCGCCGCCGUGGGCAACAAGGUGCACACGCCGGUUUUCACCGGCUACGACGGCGAGUGGCAGGGCCAGUACUUCAACUGGGGCUACGGCGCGGCCUUCAACAUCGACCACCCAAAGGGCGACUACUCGCAGCUGCCGUCGAUGGAGUACGACAACCACACCGUCUACAUGACCGGCUGGCACAUUCACGCUCCCGCCGACCACCGCAUCGACGGCGAGUCGCCCAAGGCCGAGCUGCACUUCGUCCACGUCGACGCAAAGGGCAAGGAGAAGGCCGUCCUCGGCUUCAUGAUGGACCCCGCCGGCGACCUCGAGGGCACGACGUACAACUCCAGCUGGGUCGACCAGCUGCCGACGACCAUGCUGCACUUCGGCGAGACCCACCGCCAGCUCGCGAUGCCCAUGCGCUUCGAUCUCGCUCUCGACGAGGUCAAGGGCUUCGAGGAGUUUUGGACGUACAAGGGCAGCCUGACGAGCCCGCCGUGCACCGAGGGAAAGCGCUGGUUCGUCGCAAGGGAGACGAUGUGGACGAGUGUGCCGCAGAUGCGCGAGAUCCUGCGCGUGAGCACUUUCUCUGCGCGCGCCGUGCAGCGGGAGUGGCUGCACGAUCUUAAUUUGUAA